AUGGAAGCUGUCGCCUCACCGCUCGCCGUCUUGCCGCCUCGCGCUCGCCACCUCGUCUCCUCGCCGUCGAAACUAAUCCCCCCUGCUGUCGCCGGAAAUUUUUCGAAGAAAAAGGUUGAGAUGAUGGCCGCUGUACCUUCGUCAGACCACUGCUCAUCUUUUUCAUCAACUUCGUCCUCCACUUAUUCGAUUGGGUUUCAUCAGCUUCACAAAAAUGUUUCUUGUUCAGUGACUCCUCAGAAGAAAUUGGGCCCAAAAGCUUAUAAUCUGCAAUCCAAGUGCAGCUCUUUGUCUGAUGUGAUUGCCAUGCAAGAUGGUGUUGUGGCUACUAAAAAGGCUACAAGCAAUGAAGCUUCUCAUGUGAAACCGAAAGAGGGCUUGAUAUCCAUUUCAUCUCCAGAGGACCCAAGCAAAAAGCUGCAAGAUGCAGAUGUAAAUGGCGAUAACUCUACCACUGUUAGUAUUACUGUUGUAGGGGCUUCUGGAGACCUUGCCAAGAAAAAGAUAUUUCCUGCCCUUUUUGCACUUUAUUACGAGGACUGCCUUCCUCAGCACUUUACUAUCUUCGGUUAUGCUCGUAGUAAUAUGACUGAUGCAGAACUACGAAAUAUGGUUAGCAAGACACUAACUUGCAGAAUAGAUAAGAGGGAAAAUUGUGGAGAAAAGAUGGAACAGUUCUUGAAAAGAUGUUUCUACCACUCUGGUCAAUAUGAUUCUUUGGAAAAUUUUGUGGAGCUUGAUGCGAAGCUCAAGGAGCAUGAGGAUGGAAGGGUUUCAAACCGGCUAUUUUACUUAUCAAUCCCACCAAACAUAUUUGUUGAUGCUGUGAAAUGUGCCAGUCUCUCUGCCUCGGCGUCUAAUGGUUGGACUCGAGUCAUUGUUGAGAAACCUUUCGGGCGUGAUUCCGAAUCCUCAGCUGCUUUGACUUGUGCUCUAAAGCAAUACUUAGAGGAGGAUCAAAUUUUCAGGAUAGAUCAUUACCUUGGUAAAGAGCUUGUGGAGAAUCUUUCAGUCCUACGUUUCUCAAAUCUUAUAUUUGAGCCCCUAUGGUCGAGGCAAUAUAUAAGAAAUGUUCAGUUGAUUUUCUCAGAGGACUUCGGCACCGAAGGAAGAGGAGGAUAUUUCGAUCAUUACGGGAUAAUUAGAGAUAUUAUGCAAAAUCAUCUGCUCCAAAUACUAGCCCUAUUUGCCAUGGAGACACCCGUCAGUUUGGACGCUGAAGAUAUCAGAAAUGAAAAGGUUAAGGUUUUGCGCUCCAUGAGGCCUCUAAGUGUUGAUAAUGUCGUCAUAGGACAGUACAAAAGUAACACACGUGGAGGUGUCUCUCACCCUGGAUACACUGAUGACAAAACAGUGCCGAAAGACAGUUUAACCCCAACUUUUGCUGCGGCUGCACUCUUUAUAGAUAAUGCAAGAUGGGAUGGGGUGCCUUUCCUAAUGAAAGCAGGGAAAGCCUUACAUGAUAAGAGGGCUGAAAUACGUGUGCAGUUUAGACAUGUUCCUGGUAAUUUAUACAACCGGAACGUUGGUACUGAUCUGGACCGAGCGACAAAUGAGCUCGUGAUUCGUAUUCAACCUGACGAAGCUAUUUAUCUGAAGAUCAAUAACAAAGUUCCAGGAUUGGGGAUGAGAUUGGACCGAAGUAAUCUUAAUCUUCUUUAUAAUGCAAGAUACUCGAAAGAGAUACCAGAUGCGUACGAGAGACUUCUUCUAGACGCGAUCGAAGGUGAAAGGAGACUUUUUAUUAGGAGUGAUGAAUUAGAUGCUGCUUGGAGGCUCUUCACACCUGUUUUGAAAGAGCUCGAAGAAAGGAAAAUAAUCCCAGAGUACUAUCCUUAUGGGAGUCGAGGUCCAGUUGGAGCUCAUUACCUUGCAGCCCGAUACAAUGUUAAGUGGGGUGAUGUUGGCAUCGAUGACUGA
Striga hermonthica is the source of this 1920-nucleotide messenger RNA. The record is from the annotation of a GenBank genome assembly. Lineage: Eukaryota; Viridiplantae; Streptophyta; Magnoliopsida; Lamiales; Orobanchaceae.